Molecule: messenger RNA, 3687 nt
Organism: Trichomycterus rosablanca
Lineage: Eukaryota; Metazoa; Chordata; Actinopteri; Siluriformes; Trichomycteridae
Gene: myripb
Product: myosin VIIA and Rab interacting protein b
Exons: 16
Coding region: 1-3207 (1068 amino acids)
Biological process (GO): intracellular protein transport
Cellular component (GO): cortical actin cytoskeleton
Molecular function (GO): small GTPase binding; myosin binding; actin binding
Source: RefSeq, a predicted model, not a curated record
AUGGGGAGGAAACUGGACCUGUCAGGCCUGACUGAAGUUGAGGCAGAGCACGUGCUCAAAGUGGUACAGAGAGACAUGAAGCUGCGCAAAAAAGAAGAGGACCGAAUCAGUGAAUUGAAGCAAGAGCAGGAGGAGGAGGGUGCCCGCUGCCUGAUCUUGGCCAAGCAGCGCGACUUUAAUGAACAUUGCUGCAUCCGCUGCUGUGGUCCGUUCAGCUUCCUCCUCAAGCCUCGCCGCGUCUGCCUCGACUGCCGCUACAACGUCUGCAAAGCCUGCUGCUCCUACAGCCGGCAUGAGAGCGGCUACAUCUGCACCUUCUGCAACAAGAGCAGGCUCCUGAGGGCACGAUCGCUGGAGUGGUACUAUAAUAUCGUGAAGACUCGCUUCAAAAGGUUUGGCAGUGCUAAAGUGCUUAGAACCCUCUACCGGAAGCACAGAAUUGAGAAAGGAGCGACAGAUUUACCAGAUUUGAGUGCCCCUGAAGGCAGUAAUGAUAAUGAUGGCAGUGUUUGUGGCAGUGAUUCAGCUUUCUCUAAGCAGAGUGAAGGGCACAGUAUAGCAGAGACCCUCACUGUUGCCUUGCGUGUUGCUGAGGAGGCCAUAGAUGAAGCCAUCACCAAAGCACAGAGCUACAGAGACAGUCUGGAGAAACAAAAUGAAGCUCGAUAUCUAUGUGAUCAUAGAGAGGAGCUUGUUGAGGAACUAGCAACAACUAUCGUCCAAAAAAUCAUUCAGAGGGGGAAGCGCUCAGAUAUGCAGGCAGAUUAUGACUUUGUUUGGUCUCAGAAUCACAACAGUGAUCUGCCAUCUCCUACCUCAGCAUCCACCUCAACCCAGCGGAAUACAGACCCACAGACCUGCCACAAGAAUUCUUAUUUACAAAGGAGGUCCAUAUCAGCAUUAUCUCUAACUAGUGACGAGUCCCCAGCAAAAACUCCUGAAACAGACAAGGCUUUUGAAGCUGCAGAACCAGAACCAACUAUCGAGAACUGUCCCUCCCUGCGGAGAGAGUCCCGAGCAUCCAUACUGGGGUGGAAGAGUGUGGACCGCCUGGACAAUUCCAGUGCUUCUUCUGUCCUGCAGUCUCCGGACGGCAACUGGAUCGCCCUGCAGAGUUCCCAGCAUUCCCGGCCGAGCCUGCUGACUAAGCGGAAAAGCCUGGUCUUCAGCGUUUUAGAAAAGGAAUCCGGCGUGGUUUCAGCGUACGACGAGAUGGGCUCGGACUCGGAGGACGAAACCGAGCAAGAUAGCUGGGGGCUUGCUCUGCUCCAGUUCCACCAGCGCCUCUCAGAGGAGACCCGGUCCACAGACUCCAAGCGCAACCUAGAGAACCAUCCUCCUAUCACCUCACCCUCCUCGGGUCACUUCACCAACACGGAGACCCUGAACUCUGAUUCAGAGACUUCUGUAGCGCCCCCUACCAGAACACGCAAACCUGCUUAUAAUAUCAUGAUGAGGAACAAAGCUCCACCUGAACCUCACCUUCCCUACAUGCCCUAUGAGCAACAUAGAUCUACUGUGAUGCCUUCACAUUCACCAAGGUUUGAUGCCCUGGAUGUGAACUUUAAUCCUCGGGUGGGUGAGGACAGCAGUGAGGGAGAGGAGCAGGGCGAGCCGACCCGAAAGUUUCUGAGGAGGCGGCGGAGUAAGCGGGAUUCAUCUGAGCAAAACCAGAUGCAUAGUUCAUUAUACACGGCGGAGAACAGCACUUUCUUGCUAAACACCAUGAUGAAACAGCAGCUGAGCCAGGAGCCACCUCCCACCUAUCAAUCUCUACACACUAUGACCCCACCGGACAUGAGCAUCCCAAGUGCCAUAACUCCCGACCCAACCUCCAUGCUCUCCUAUCCACCAAUGUACAGCCAAGCAGGAAUCCAACUAGGACCUGGGUGUCAGGCCUACAGCAGAAACGACACACUGGAACACCAACUGAGAUCGAAACUCUCCGAGCUAGUCAGCCAGAUCAGCAAGGAAGACGUGACCUCAUCAGAAGACGAGGCCAUCCGAAAAGUCAGCGACAGACGAUGUAAAAUAGAAAAGGGUAGUCGGGUGAGACAGCAAGAGAGAGUCGACGAGGCACAGAAGGAGAGGGACACUAGAAGAGACAUGGAGAGGAGUAAAUGGGAAAUGGAGAGACUGAGUGAAAGAUGGAUUGAGAGGCAGAUCAGUCGAGAGCAUGAGGGAAGUGACGUAGUGAGACAGAGACGUAGAGAUGGGGAUCAGAGAAGAGAAAGCAAGGAAGAAUUAACAAGACUAGAGGGAAUGAGGGGGGACACGGAAGAACAAGAAAAGCAUAUGGAGAAAGGUUUUGUAAUGCAAGAAAUGGAUAGACAGCAGGUGAGACAGGUGGGGAUAGACACAGGACGAGAAGAAGAAGUAGAAAGAGCAUGGCAAGCACAAAGCAACGGGCCUAGCACAAGAACAGAGCAGGACACGUGGAAAGUGACAAGCACAAGCGAAAAAGCAAGUGAUGCAGAGAAAAGUGUGGAAGAAGAAGACAUUACCAUAGGAGAAGAUUUAACUGAGGCUAGUGUGAAUGAAGAGAUGCUUCAAAGAAGCAAUUCAGAGGACGCCUCAGAAAAAGGACAAGAAGCACACAGUACCCCAUUUGAUCCAGAGGAACAAGUGUCCCCAACAGAGAAAUGUUCGGCUGCCUCCCUAUGCAGCAUCACCACAGAGGUUCUAAAGGUCUUGAAUGCCACAGAAGAAUUAAUCGGGGAGGCUGAGGGCAAAGGACAUGACAUUUGUGAGUCUCCUGCUGGGACGCCACUUUCUUCUGGCCCUGAGAGCAAGAAAUUGGACCAGCAUCUUACAAAGAUGGAGGAGAAUGUGUACCUUGCCGCAGGAACUGUGUAUAGCCUAGAAGGGGCGUUAAGUGAUCUGGAGGACUGCGCUCGCAGUAUUAGCAGCUCUACCACCGAAACAGAACUGGCAUUCCUGGAGGAUCAGGUGGCUACUGCUGCUGCUCAGGUGCAGCAGUCUGAACUCCAGAUCUCAGACAUCGAGGCAAGAAUAUCAGCACUUAAAAAUGCUGGCCUGAAUGUUACUGCAUGCUCCAGAUUUUCCAAAACCAAGCCUCAGACAUUGAAUUCCUCCCGUCACCAGAGAAGAAAACUACCAGCUCCUCCUGCCACAGAACAUCCAGAGACACAGGUGAGACCUUUCAGCCAUGACAACAGCAUACACAACCUCCUUUCUGGUCUGUGAACCUCCACCUCCUGUAGCUUUGUGUCUCCUCUUAAUGAAAGGACCGCCAGGCUCACACACCAGUGCCUUGAUUCACAUCUGUGGUCCUCCACAACUCGCCAGCCAACACUCAACGUACCUACAUUCUAACGGGGAGAGAAUGUGUUGGAUUUUAAAUGAAGUUUUAAAUGAAGUUGUAAGAAAAGGAUUCGUUCGUAUGAAUCGCAAGAAUCAAUUGUAUGACGUGUCUUGCGUUGAUGCACAUUGUACGUGUACUUGUGACGGCUCGCUCUGUGUUUUGAAACAAGGAUUAGGAAGUUGGCUACGACUCAAGGCAACACUUUCUCUCACUGCUUCAUUGUGACAUUUAAAAAAGCCAUUAAUUUUUUGCAAGAGGAAAAGAAUCCAAAGCAAAUGUCAGAUUUCCAUGUGCCAAAUUUAAUCUUAUUGACCAAGAGCAUCCUGUUCUGUAUGAAUAAAGUUUGCAUACCUGACUGAGAA